This is a messenger RNA of Branchiostoma belcheri (Belcher's lancelet), 880 nucleotides long. Its product is annotated as NADH dehydrogenase [ubiquinone] 1 beta subcomplex subunit 10-like. Bases 55 to 609 code for a protein of 184 amino acids. The transcript has 4 exons. NCBI's taxonomy places the organism in Eukaryota, Metazoa, Chordata, Leptocardii, Amphioxiformes, Branchiostomatidae. The record is from RefSeq and is a predicted model, not a curated record.
GUAUACACUCUUCCAUACCCUCUUUGAAAAAAGUAGGCGCCAGAGGUCACCAUCAUGGCGGACCAAGGAGACGAUGGAGGUCCUCCAAAGAAGAAAUUCGACAUCGCAAGCUGGGAAGAGGCGUACACAUACAAUCCUGGAGGGGACAACAGUCACCUCAAUCCUGUUAUGAAGACGCUUUUGGCGACGUUCCACUACACCGUCGACAAGCCAGUGACUGCCAUCCACGAUUGGAUCAAGGCUCAGCAGCAGAAAAACAAAUACCCGUACUACCACCGUAAGUUCCGCCGUGUUCCCGGGAUCGAGGACUGUGACAUCAACGACCAGGUCUGCAUCUACGAGGCCAACGAACAGUUCAAACGAGACCAUCUUGUAGAUCAGGAGAUCCUGCGUUUGGCGCGGCAAGACUGGAUGCGAUGCUGCUUCGAGGAGGGCGACAGUCACUAUGUGAACUGCAGGGACCUAAAACAGCGCUAUGAUUCAGCUCAGAAUGGCUAUGACAUCAAGUAUGGAGACCUGGGAGUGUAUGGGAAUGCCUUCAAAGCAUUCAUGAAGCAGAAACAUCGCAUGAUAGAAGAACGAAGAGAGGCAGAAAAACAAGAGUCAUAAUAAAACCUGCAUCUAGGCUUCCUUUCACUUUUUUCUUCUUAACUGACACAAAUAUGAACCAUACAACAUGAGGCAGAACAUGUUUGAGAUUUGUGUGUGAUGAUAGACCAAAACAGUUUCUCCUAGAAUGGAAAUCAGGAUUGUUGACAUCCAUAAGCAUUAGAUGGAGGUUGUUGGCAGGUGUAUUGACUUGUACCAGUAUGCCUCUAUCCAUAUCACUUCACUCUAGUGUCCUGAAGUUGUAAAAUAAAACAUAACUUCAAAUGUUUGU